This is a messenger RNA of Sus scrofa (pig), 5197 nucleotides long. Lineage: Eukaryota; Metazoa; Chordata; Mammalia; Artiodactyla; Suidae. The record is from RefSeq and is a predicted model, not a curated record.
GUUUUGUGAAUAAUAUCUCCAGGCUUUGGCCAACCAAGUCAGUUAUUUCCAUGAAGCUGCACGAACCAGGCUGUCGAUGAGAGAUGAGGAAGAGGAGUCAGAAAGGGAACGAGGCUGAGAAAACGGAAGCCUCUGCCAGAUUCAAGCUUUUUGUGAAAUGAAGUACUGGGAGUUGUGGUUUGCUUGUUUUUGUAAAGCAAAAAAGAAUACAGCAUUUAUUAAACAACAGGUGGUGAAGACUUAAUCUGCUGGGAAGUAGAAGAGUACUUCUUCACUUGAAAAAUGCCUCCCAAGUUCAAGCGCCACCUAAAUGAUGAUGAUGUCACUGGUUCUGUGAAAAGUGAAAGGAGAAAUCUUUUAGAAGAUGAUUCAGAUGAAGAAGAGGACUUUUUUCUAAGGGGACCAUCUGGACCAAGAUUUGGACCUAGAAAUGAUAAAAUUAAGCAUGUUCAGAAUCAGGUGGAUGAAGUCAUUGAUGUCAUGCAAGAAAAUAUUACAAAGGUAAUUGAAAGAGGGGAGAGACUAGAUGAACUACAGGACAAAUCAGAAAGCUUAUCGGAUAAUGCAACAGCUUUUAGCAACAGAUCCAAACAACUUCGAAGGCAAAUGUGGUGGCGCGGAUGCAAAAUAAAAGCCAUCAUGGCUUUGGUUGCUGCUAUCCUUUUGUUAGUGAUUAUCAUUCUUGUAGUUGUGAAAUACCAUACUUGAUUUGAUGACAGAUCUUCAUUAAACAAAAUCUGGGACAGUAAUAAAAGAUUGCUGCAUAAUUUAAAUGAAACCCAUGUAUAUAACUUUCAAAGCUUCUUUUUCAAGAAAUUAAGAGGCAAGUGUCACUUCAAAUUGGAGCACUGAGAAUAUCCAGUUAUCUUCUCCCCUUCCAACAAAAUGUGUUUUUAAUAAUUAUGUUUAAGGCAAAGAUAAUAGCAACCUCGAUUUUACCAUAUUCCAAGGGUCUGAUUUGAAACUAGAUACUUGCCAGUUCACUAUCUGUGUAUAUAAUUUAACACUGAUAACAAUAUUUCAUACUGUUAUUUUAAUGGCAUAAAGACUUGGAUUCAUUGCAUCAAGUUGGGAGUCAGACUGGUGGUCAGGGAGCCUCUGUAGAGUACCAAAUCAUUAUGCUGAAAGACAUGUAUAACCAUUCGACCAAUCUUUGCAAGAUUUUUCUCAUGUUACAAUUGCUUUGCAAGCAAUUUUCACAGGUUUAUGGGUAUAGCAAAAGCUAAAUGUUAUAAACGUUGCUGCCUUUCAGCUAUAACUAAAAACAUUCCAGUAAACCUGUUUUUGACUGUUUAAGGAAAUGUGUAGUGAUUUUUUGGUGUUUGGAUUAUGGAAAUGGGAGAUUUCAAUAGUGUGAAAGCGUAAUAUGGCACCAUACAACGAGUAAUAAAAUUAUUGGGGAGUUCCUGUCGUGGCUCAGUGGUUAACAAAUCCAACUAGGAACCAUGAGGUUGCAGGUUCAAUCCCUGGCCUUGCUCAGUGGGUUAAGGAUCCGGUGUUGCUGUGAGCCAUGUGGUGUGGGUCGCAGACGCAGCUCGGAUCCCGUGUAGCUGUGGCUCUGGCGUAGGCCGGCGGCUACAGCUCCAAUUGGACCCCUAGCCUGGGAACCUCCAUGUGCCACGGGUGCGGCCCUAGAAAUGACAAAAAAGACCAAAAAAAAUUAUUGGAAAGCAUCAUUGGAGUAUUUGAAAAUUAUCAACAUAAAGCUACAAGUCAUGGUCCACUUUAUUUUCAGUUAGCCUCCAAUAAGGAAAGACCAGUCCUCAUGUGAGUAUAUUAAAUCCACAAGUAACUUGCUUGCUAAUUUUUGUAAAUAGCUCUUUAAUGUCAGCUAGCUCUUUUACAAAAAGUGUGAAAAGUAGCAAAGUCAUGUGCUUAGAGUUUGCUAUUUUUGCAUUGUCUAGUUAUCUCCUGGGUCAUGCAUGAUAUACAUACAAUCAAGUGUCAAAUGAGCCACAAUAAUGACUGUAAAGGGUCAGGAGUCUAGGUAAGCAGUUUGUCAGUAACCAAAGGACAAGGUCACCAUUAAUCUCAGUCUGUUUUUAUAAUGAUAAAAAGAGUUAACUUGAAAAUGUGCCAGCCUCCUUGGGUUGUUUAAGCAUGUCAGAGUGAAAAUACAUAGUCCUCUAAUGUGUGCGAGGAGGAAGUUUCAUAGUAAAAUUCAAAGUUCUGUGGGAACUUGUGUACAUGGACAUUCUCACAAUAUAUAUAAAACUCUAAAUUUGAAAUAAGAUUAAUAGGAAAUACCAGUGUUUAAAUAAGGAAAAAAUGAUCCUUAUAGGGUUCAUUGUGGUCACUUUAAUAUCAAAAAUGUAUGAAACAGAAUUUUUUUUUAAUACUACAGCAUUAGUAUUAAGGUGCAAAAAUUUUCUGUUUUUAAUGGAAAGAAAUUUGAAGGGAGAAAGCAGAUUAAGAAAUACUCAAGACAUUUGCAAGUUAUGAAGAUCUAAAUAUAACUACUAAAUAUUAUAGUCCACUAAGAACAUUUAAAAAGAGAUAAAGGUCUUACCUACUAUGGAGUGUUUUCUCAGAGGUCUCUUCACUCUUUGUAAUGUCAGUUAAUAAAUACUAAACCCUUUGACAGAGGAUGAUAACCAGGAAAAUGAGCAUUUUUAGAAUUUCAGUAGCUACUACAGAAAUGGAAAUGCUAUGAGUGGACCCAAUCAGGCCCAACAGGUAUAUAUGUGUCCUUUAUUUGGGAUUGGAACUAGACUCACCAGUGGUUAAUUUUCCAUUAUUUGGUGUAGAAGUCUGGUUUCUCCGUAUCAUCGGUGAAGAUGAAGAUUAUUUCUCAAAGAAUUCACAUUUCCAGUGUUUCUUUAAUAAAACUAUGCUUUUAAAGAAAUAAAAUUGUAAAAUUUUUUAAAAAUUUAGCCAUGAAAAACAAAUAUUUAUAUGACAAUAUCAUAUAUAUAUAUAUGUCGUUCUCUUUGUAUUUUAAAUAUAUUGCUGCUGAGAAUAUUGGGGACAGAUUUGUCACUCAGAGCUUUGUACUAGUGGUGGCUUGAUUCACAGCUUAUCAUUUCAGUCUUUCUUGGUUUUCAUUAAUCUUGAGAACCUUAAAAUGGCUAACAUGGCUAUUAUUCUAAACUUGGAGACAUGAGCCUUCAAAAAAAGAGAAAUACACUGUUCAAAUUGAUGCCAGGCCUACCUUCCUUCCCUCCUUAAUCAUUCUUUUUCCUUCAGCUCAGAUGAUCUGCCCUUAAAAAAUGAAGUUUCCCCACCAUCAAAACUUUUAUUAUUUAACAACGAAGAUAACAGAAAAAACUUCGAGUAGCUUUGUGAGUACUAGGUGAUACCCAGCAAAUUCAGGUCACUAUUUUUAUAAUGCUUAAAACAUACCCUCAUUUUAUGUUUAACUACUGAAAUCUGUUGCCGUGCAGCAAUUGUGUGAUUAAUCCUACUGAUUAUAACUUAGUAAUACCUAUGGGUUUCUUCGUUGUUUGUUUUUUUAGGGCCACAACUGUCCCACAGCAUAUGGAAGUUCCCAUGCUAGGGGUCGCAUUGGAGUUACAGCAGCUGACCUAAGCCACAGCCACAGCAACGUGGGAUCCGAGCCACGUCUGUGACCUACACCACAGCUCACAGCAACACCGGAUCCUUAACCUACUGAGCAAGGCCAGAGAUUGAACUUACAUCCUCAUCGAUCCUAGUCAGGUUCGUUAUGCGCUGAGUCACGAAGGGAACUCCGUACCUGUGGCCUUUUGGCUCCUCUAGAACAUUAUCCAAAAUGGAGGCAGAGUAAUUAGUACAUAUCAAAUACAGAAAAAGGUUUGUUAGCCCUCCAGUAGAUUGCUUAUUGUAGUCUCCCUGUGCCAUCACUCUGCUUUGAAAAACUAUAACUUCAUUUUUUAUAGCACAAAUUGUCAUCUUUCAAUUCUGUGUAGCAUGUGGGUAUCCUGAAAAGGGUUAUAUAUGUACAAACUGAGCAAAAAGGAUUUCUCAUUGUCUGUACGCUCUUAUACAUGCUUGAUGGCCUGUCAGCAUUGUUGCCCACACUGUCUACAUCUAUAUAUAUAUACUAUGAUUAGAAAAUAUGCAAGAGAUUUUUUUUCAUGUUGAGAGUGAACGCCAUUAGAAGAUGUCUUUAAUGCAUUGAGUCAGUGUUCAUAAGUCAAGGAAAACUCUUAUUAGUUUCAUUUUAUGUUUUCACCUGGAAAUGUGAUAGAAGCCAGUUUUUCCCUAAGUAGGGAACCAAAACCUGAAUCAAUCCAAUUACAUUUAUCCAUUUGUUUUUGAAUGCAAUAUAGUGCUUACAUUUGUUUAGGAAAUUGCCGCUAAGCAAUGAGACACUGUCUGGAGCUGAAAGGUGCCCUACUUACCAAGCCAUCCACCGUGUUUCCCAUGGCGUAGACAAAUUCCUUAGACUGAUGUAGGGCUUCGGGCUUCUGUUUAUGUUGGUCUUAUUCUUUUUCUCAAGGUCAAGUAGAAUAAGGGAUAGGUGACACAAAUUGUGAUUCUGGCUCCUAUUUUAUUUAAGAAGCUGCUUGGAACAAGUCAGUAGGAACUGAAAGGAAAGCAUGACCGACUUGAUUAAGGGGGACACAUGUAAGCUUGGCAAAGCACAGAUCACAUCAUAUUUGUGUCCCCACAGCACCCAGCAUGAUGCUCUGUACCUGGCACUUGCUAGGUGAACAUGCCUAGGAAAUCACAAAGGCACCAAGUGUGCUCGUACCUAAGUGUGCGUCAGCAUCCGGGUCGUUACUGCAGGGAUGACAUGAUUGACAUAAUACGGGGUCUACUGCAUUUACUGGGAGAUAGCAGUGCUUCUUAUAAAAAUUGGGUAAAGAAAAAUUCUGACAUUAUAGUACUCCAUUAGGUUAUUUUCAUUUGAAAAGUCUUAAAAUCAAAUAACCUAUUAAUUAAAUACUUUAAGGCUACAAAGUAAAUUGCACAAAUCAGAUUUUAGUCAGUAACAUGUCAGAAAUCAAACUGUAAGAAAGCUCAAGCAUUUCGUUUUAUGCCUGGGGUGUAUGUCAUUGUUUAAAAUUCUACACUAUUUAACCAUUUUGAUAAGUGCCUUUGAUGUUUUUAAGGGGGAUACGAGCAAUGUAAAUGAUGUCCAUCCUGUACCUUUCCCAAGUCUUCGUAACCACUGUUAUACCAGUGUUGCCUAGUCCUUAGUGUUCAUACCAGAUAUUUAUUUGUAGCCCCUCCAUGGUAAAUAGUAAAAUAAACCAUUUCAUAGAAAAUAAAA